UUGUGUUUACUUUCUUCGUUGGCAGUAUGUCUGGUUCUGACUGACGGAGCCCGAUGAGCAGCAGGCAGCCUCUGGGCGUCUGCUGCCUUCAGGAGACCACAUCGACAUGAAGCUGCUGGACGAGCACAUCUGCUCUCUGUUUAAGCGCCACUGGCAGCACACGCUCACCUACUGGAGCGUGUUCUUCAGCUUCGGCCUGUGCAUCGCCUUCCUGGGGCCAACCAUCCUGGACCUGAGGUGUCAGACUCAGUCCACGCUGCAGGAGAUCACGUGGGUCUUCUUCUCCCAGCAGCUCUUCCUGCUGGUGGGCAGCAGUCUGGGGGGACUCUUCAAGAAGACACUCCUGGCCUCCCUGUCAGCACUCCUCUGCUGCACUUUUGUCAUCUCCCUGGUGUUUGCCAUCAUCCCAUUAUGUAACAAUGUGAUGCUGUUGUCUGUUGCCAUGGCCAUUGCGGGUCAAUCCAUGGGUGUGAUCGACACUAUCGCCAACCGUCAGCUGGUGAAGCUGUACCAGAAGGACUCCGCCACCGUCCUUCAGGCUCUGCAUUUCUUCAUCGGCCUGGGAGCUCUGGUUAGCCCCCUGGUUGCAGAUCCUUUCCUCGAUGACUCCUGUGUCUUGAGUGCUAACUCCACUACAAACUCAUCCUCUUCAUCAGACCUUGAGAGCAUCCACAGCAGCAUACAGGAAGUGACACUACCAAAAAUCUCCCAGGAUCCUCUAUACACAGAGGGUCUAGUCAUCACCAAGGUGUCCUACGCUUUUUGGAUCAUGGCUCUUAUCAAUCUCCCUGUGCCAGCAGCAGUGCUAGCGUUGAUGUACCAGGAGAGACUCCUGGCCUGCUCCAGUCAGAGUCAACGUCUGCUGGACAAAGAGCGCGGCCAGAGUAACAGUGUGGAAAGCGAAGAAGGUCACAGGAGUUUAUUUUGUUGCUGUAAUGCUGCCAAUGUUCGAGGUCAUCCUUUCUCAUUCAUCAUCAUCCACGCUUUGGGUGGGGCCAUCGUCUUCAUCACUGAUGGGAUUAUUGGCUCUUAUGCUGGCUUCGUCUACACCUAUGCUGUGUCUGCUCCUUUGCUGAUGGGCCACAAAACUGCAGGAUACCUGGACAGUAUAUUUUGGGCAGCAAUCACCUUGGGAAGACUGGCUUUCAUCUACCUGUCCUGCAAAUUCUCUCCAUCCACGCUGCUCACCUUAAGCCUGGUUGGGGUCAUACUGGUGCAGUUCCUGUUAUUGAUCUUCUACUCCAGCUGUGUGUUCCUCUUCAUUGGUACGUGUGUGUUAGGACUGUGCAUCAGCAGUGUUUUUCCCUCCAUGCUGGCCUUCACAGAGGACAUACUGGACUACAAAGGUUGUGCUACAACCGUCCUGGUCACAUGUGCAAGCACAGGAGAAAUGCUGCUACAGCUGCUCAUUGGAUCUGUGAUUAACAGUCAGGGCAGUUUCUCUUUCCUGUUGUUAUGCACGAUAGCAUCAUUUAUCAGCUUCUGUCUGUUCAUGCUGUUCCUCUACGUCCAGCAUGUUCACAGAAACGUUCACACAGACUUUUCAGAAUACACAGAGAUGGAAGACAAGCCAAAGAGUGGAGGCUCCUGAUCUGAGGAUCCAUGAGAGACUGAGGGGAAGAUAGGAGGAGACCAAUGACGGAGGGCUCCUGUGAACAACGAAGAGACUAUGGGAACAAAAAUCUCAUCUGACAAACUCCAACUGAACAAUUUUCUGAAAAUUCAGAAGCCUGAUGAUCAAGCAGCUCUCUGAUCAUGUUACUUGAAUUAACUUAAAUCUGCACCUUUCGCUGCUGUAGGUUGAUUCCAACUACACUUUGAUUAUCAACUAUGGAUUUCUAAAUGGGACUGUGAAAGUAUGAAUCAGAUGUAAGUGCUACCAUUAAGAAUGAUGGUAGAAUUAAACUGUUUGAAAUACUGUAAAUAAGAAAUUAUGUAAUGACAGAGCACAAAGCUGUUGUUAGAGGUCUUUAUUAUUGGUCUCACCUGCCUUAUCCAUGAUAAACAUUCCCUCUACACCUCUCAUACAUCAAUACGCCACUUAAGACAAGUAGCCUGUAAACAUUUACAAAAGCAUACAACAAACAGAAAACUGGACAAAACAAAGCAGGAACUGUGAUUACUUUAAAACAAGACCUUAAUCUUAAAGUGAAAAAUCAAAAACAUCAAAUGAUACAAGAUAUGAACACAGCAAGUCCAAAGACUUGAUGGAGAGGAAAAGUUUAAAUGGGCUCUAGGGUUAAUAUCCAUCUCUUCUUUAGAGCUUUUCAAACUUAAUGCAAAAAUGCAUUAGAAGCAACCAAUUCUGCAUGGCUUUUAAUUCAUAUAAAUAAAUAUUGUAUGGUAGUGCCUGAUUACAAAUUAUUGUAAAUCUUUUACUAUACUGAAAAGAUAAGAUUUACUGUAUAAAAUGCCAAGUGCAUGUUCAUAAAUUUUUCCUCCCUUUGGGAAAAUAUACAUUUCUCAGUAAGCACAAAUCAACAACAUUUCAUCAAAGAGGAAAUCUGCGUCUUUAAAAAGUGACACAAUCCAAUACUACAGGAACCCCCAAGUUUAAGUGCAAACGUCCCAUCACAACAUCUGCAUGUACAAUAGCAACAUCAUAUCAAAACACUCUAAUACAAAACAUAGAUUCAGAUGUCUCCCCCGUAAGGCUUUGAUUCCUAAAAACAGCCGACGCCACAGCAGGGCAGCGCCCUCCCAAAUACACAACAGAAAGAAACAUAUGCACAAUUACACAAAAAACCCAAAUAGUUGACAUCUAAAUAUCUGGCCUUUACAAAAAUAAAAAUUAAUCUUAAAAUCGUAUCAGUAUUACAGGAAAAAGGGAGAUUACACAAAAAUAAUAAGACAGGUUUUAUAGAUAUAUGUAUAUACUUUUUUUGAGUAAAUUUGUUUUUACACAAACAUGUAAGCAGGUUAGAAAGAGACGCCGCCUGCUUAGAUUAAUUUGUGUUGAUGUCUGUAUGUACAGUUAUGCAUCCUGAAGAACACUGCAGCACUUUAACAUCCCUGGAAGUUUUACUUCAAACUGCUAGGGCUGUGAUUUGGUCUGUACAGAGAUAUGGCCUUAAAUAAGUUCUGUCGUAUACGGUUACUCCUGUGAAAGUUUUAAUGAUUGAGCUUCAUCCACUAUCCAGAGACAAACGUGGGCUUGGCUGUGGUAAGGCACCUUCAAAUGAACAAUUACACUGGGCUGUAGGCUGUCGGGGCGAAUGUGUGAGAACAAGCUAGAUUCACUGGUCAUCCCUCCCUGUGUUAAAAAGGGACACUUGGGUAAAAACACUGAAAUGUGUUCUAUCCAAGUAUCAUGUAAACAUGUGUGACGCACAUUAAACAGCAUAGAAAUAUGGACCUACGUCUUGAGUCUGUGUCUCAGACUUAUGGCUUCUUGUCAUUUAAAACAGGUGUAAACCUCUUAUGGCUGAUAGUCGAGACAGGUUUGGGGCCUUUAUGGCUGAGAGGCGCUUCAGUUCUCCGGGAAGUUUCUGAAGACCUCAGGGUUAAGUGAUAUAAUUCAGGUGGAUAAGGCUAAGCAAAGGUUGAGGCUGAUCUCUAAGAUUUGAAUGCUCAAAAUAACUGCACCAAUGCUGUAAUAUCAGACAGGGACAGUCGUCCACUGGUGCCCUGGCAUCCAUAUCCAUCCUGGGCACUAGUACAGAAGCGGCUGUUUACACAAUGGUCAGCCCAGGUUCAAAACUAGCCCGUGACUCCUUACCUGCACGUCAUUUCCCCCUCUCUAGUCUCUCUUUUCCCAGUUUCUUAGAUGAUCCAAAGUCCACUAAAUAAAGACAUAUAAGCCCUAGUACAUCUCUAAAGUAUCUAUCCCAAUCAUUAAAUGCACAAAAAUGGAGAAGACUUGUAAAAAUCAACACAGUCUCAUACUCUGGAGUGGUUUGCACUAUAACCCCCAAUUUCCACAUAGGUCAACUGUGCCGCGCUCUGAGCCUCUGAAGCACCACGGGUUCGCUCCGACCAAAGGCAAGCGACCUCACCCACUGGAAGUGGGCCAUGGCGUGCACCCCUGAUCAGUGGGCAGAGAUCAUGGGAGAACUGCAAGUUCACACAGGAACAGUAUGUCAACGGUGCACUAUUCGACCUUUUUGGGGUUCAUUUAUCAUCCAUUCUGGUAUAAGUCCGUGAUAUUAUUGCUUCCACCAUUGGGUGAGUACAUUAGGAAGUUAAAAGGUUAAUGUUUGCUUAAAGGAUCUGUGGGUUUAUGUAGAAUUCUU
Cheilinus undulatus (humphead wrasse) is the source of this 4232-nucleotide messenger RNA. It is a transcript of the gene slc60a1a, whose product is annotated as major facilitator superfamily domain containing 4Aa. The record is from RefSeq and is a predicted model, not a curated record. The transcript is spliced from 10 exons. Bases 107 to 1591 code for a protein of 494 amino acids. NCBI's taxonomy places the organism in Eukaryota, Metazoa, Chordata, Actinopteri, Labriformes, Labridae.